Molecule: messenger RNA, 2398 nt
Organism: Melanaphis sacchari
Lineage: Eukaryota; Metazoa; Arthropoda; Insecta; Hemiptera; Aphididae
Gene: Ctps
Product: CTP synthase 2
Exons: 12
Coding region: 522-2318 (598 amino acids)
Biological process (GO): pyrimidine nucleobase biosynthetic process; CTP biosynthetic process
Cellular component (GO): cytoophidium; cytoplasm
Molecular function (GO): CTP synthase activity; identical protein binding
Source: RefSeq, a predicted model, not a curated record
UUCCGCGCUUUUUGCACGCCAACCAAAAUAUGUUGACCCGCUCAGCCACCUAUUACUAUUAAAAAUUAUUACUAUUCAGUAUAUACAAUGACAUGCACACGAUGUCAACUCGGCUUAUCGUAAUUCGUAAUCCAUAUCUUUUCUUUGUAGUCUGUUCACUGUUGUAACUUGCACUUAGUGGUUGUCCUCGUUCAUCGUUGGGUAGUGUCCAGUCCAGUGGGUACUUAACGGUAGAACUUCGUGGUUGUGCGUCACAACGGCAUCAGUCAUAACUACUAACAGUCCGCAGUUACAUACGUCGUAUGUAGUCUACGUAUUAUAUCGUUGUCAUUUUUUAAUAUCGUGGUGACGACAACUCACCAUCAAUAUUAUAUUACCCCUUUGCUAUUACCUGUGUUCUCUGUAUCCGAAUCUCCGUACUCGGUUGUUCAGUGUGUUUGUUCUCGCGUCCGUGAUAUUUACUAUUACACCGGUUGUCCUCGGGGUUUUUCGAUUCCUUUUGAUCCGAAGAAUAAUAAAUCAUGAAAUACAUUUUGGUCACUGGCGGUGUCAUGAGCGGCGUAGGCAAAGGCAUAAUCGCCUCGUCUAUUGGUACGCUUCUGAAGUCCUGCGGCGUCCACGUGACGUCCAUUAAGAUCGAUCCAUAUCUGAACAUUGAUGCCGGGACAUUCUCGCCUUAUGAACACGGUGAAGUAUAUGUGUUAGAUGAUGGUGGUGAAGUUGAUUUGGAUUUAGGCAACUAUGAAAGGUUUUUAGAUGUCACUUUGCAUAGCCAGAACAACAUUACAACUGGCAAAAUAUAUCAGGAAGUUAUCAAUCGAGAAAGACGUGGCGAUUACUUAGGAAAAACAGUCCAAGUUAUACCCCAUAUCACAGAUGCAAUACAAGAAUGGGUUGAACGUGUGGCCAAACAACCAGUGAGCGAUGAUCAAGUAGAACCUGAUGUUUGUGUUGUUGAACUUGGUGGCACAAUUGGUGAUAUAGAAAGUAUGCCAUUUGUUGAAGCUUUUAGACAAUUUCAAUUUAAAGUAAAAAAAGAAAAUUUUGUGUGUGCUCAUGUUUCAUUUAUUCUCCAGCCUGGUGCUACUGGAGAUGACAAAACAAAACCAACUCAAUCAAGUGUUCGUGAAUUAAGAGGUUUAGGCUUAACACCUGAUCUUGUUAUCUGCAGAAGUACUAAACCAUGUUCAAAUGUUGAACAAGUUAAAAGGAAAAUAUCAACUUUUUGUGAUGUAGCUUCAAGACAAGUACUAUUUAUGCAUGAUUUGGAUUCAAUAUAUAAAGUACCUUUAUUUAUGGAAAAUCAAGGCGCUUUGGAAUUUUUACAAGAUCGUUUAAAUUUCCCUAUAAAUUUGGCUUAUAAUCGAAGUUUUAUGAAACAGUGGAAAAAACUAUCUGACAAGAUUGACAACUCUCAAAAAAUAAUUAAAAUAGCUUUAGUUGGUAAAUACACACAACUUACUGAUGCAUACGUAUCAGUUUCUAGAUCUUUGGUUCAUGCUGCUGCUCAUAUCAAUCUUAAAGUUGCUAUUACAUAUGUCGAAGCUGCAAAUCUUGAAACUGAAACUAAAUUAUCAAAUCCAGUUGAUUAUCAUGAAGCAUGGCAGAAAUUAUGCCGUAGUGAUGGUGUAAUUGUACCUGGAGGUUUUGGUACAAGAGGUGUUGAAGGUAAAAUAGAAGCAUGUAAAUGGUGUCGAGAAAAUCGUAAACCAUUUUUGGGAAUUUGUCUUGGUCUGCAAGUUGCUGUUAUUGAAUUUGCCAGAAAUGUAUUACACUUGGAAAAUGCUGAUACUGCUGAAAUAAAUUCUAAUGCCAAAGAUCCUUUAAUAAUUGAAAUGCCUGAACAUUGUCCUGAAAAUAAAGGUGGAACAAUGAGGCUUGGUAAAAGAACAACUGUCUUCAAGAAAGGAUGUUCAUCUGUUAUACAUAAACUCUAUGGUGGAUUUGAAACAAUUGAAGAGAGGCAUCGUCAUCGUUAUGAAGUAAACAUUGAAUAUGUAGAACGUCUAGAAAAAGCUGGUUUAAAAUUUGUUGGAACAGAUACAGAAAAAGUUAGAAUGGAAAUAUGUGAACUUGAUGAUCAUCCUUAUUAUGUGGCUACACAGUUCCAUCCAGAAUAUUUAACCAGACCUUUAAAACCAUCGCCUCCAUUUUUAGGUUUAAUGUUAGCUUCUAGUGGCAAACUUAAAUCAUAUCUUAAUAAUGAAUGUCGGUUUAGUCCAGAUGAAAGCUGUUCAGAAGAUGAAUGCAAUGAUGUAUCGUUCAAACUUCAAGAUCUUGUUGUGACUCAAUCAAUUUUCAAUAAUAAACCUAAAUGAGGUUCAAACCUAAAGUGUUUUACAGAUUUAAUUUUUUUUUUUAUCAUUUGAACUUGUAUCCAUUGAUUCAAUCAUAUAAA